ACGAAAAGGAUUACAAAUCCUUAACGGAAUUGGAAAUCAAGUUUCACUUCAAUCUCUAUGUAUAUAAAUAUUUGGGUACGAUGAACUUUUAAGUAAUUCUUCAGCAAUGGCGAUCAAAGGAAGUCCCUCUUCUGCUUCUGCUUCUGCUUCUACUGCCAUGUUGGAAUUUCUUGGGAAUUCUUUCAAUGAUAAACGAGACUGGUCUCAGCUUCAACCUGAACUUCUGGAACUCAUUCUUUCAAAGCUAUCUUUCGUACAAAUCAUUCAUUUCAAGGCAGUUUGUUCUUCUUGGCGUUCCAUUGCAGAAUCCUAUGUCUCUUCUUCGUGUUAUGCUCCGUUCCCUCAAACGCCAUGGCUCCUGCUCCCUCCCAACCAAGAAUGUGAUACUGAUACUCGUUGCUUCUUUAGUCUCGAGGACGAGAAGGUGUAUCAGAUCAAGAAUAUGGGAAACCAGUUUGGUAAUGAUGCUUGGUGUGUCGGGUCGUCUCAUGGGUGGCUGUUACUUUUGGAUGAUAAAGCAAAGCCUUUCCUCCUUAAUCCCUUUUCUCAAGUUCGAAUUCAAAUGCCUACGAUCGAGAACUUCAUCAACGAACUUUUCGGGUCCAAAUUCAUACGGGAGCUGCGGAAGUUUUUUCAUACGAAAGCUGUCUUGUUGUCAGAUCCAUCCCGUGACAAAAACUAUGGAGUUGUAGUAAUUUUUGGUUAUUAUUCAAGGCUUGCUUUCUGGGCAAAAGGAGAUUCAGCUUGGACUGUCCUUGAUGGUGCAUCUGAGGGUUACAGCGAUAUCAUAUGCUGUAACGAUCUUCUUUAUGCAUUAACCUUGGAUAAUUCCAUUGAAGUCUGGGAUUUUCAUACCUCUUUGCCAAUAAAGAGAAGGGAAAUCCCAAGAAAAAUGGUGGAAGCCACAGAAUUUUAUUUCAAAGGUUCACAUUCUAAGCAGAGUUACUUGGUGGAAUCAUCCGGCGAGCUUUUGCUGGUGAUGAGGUAUUUGGGAAAUUCUGUUGAUCAAGAAAGCCAACCUUUUUAUGAGCCAGAUCUUCUGAAUGAUGUAGACCCUCCGCCUUUGUUAUGCCCGUAUCAAACGCUGAUGUUUCAUGUUCACAAGCUGGAUUCCAAUGAACAGAAAUGGGUGGAAGUAGACAAUUUGAAGAAUGAGGCACUGUUUCUUGGAGGCAACCAUUCAAUGUCGCUGUCAGCUCAAGAAUUUUCAGGAUUUGAAAAGAACUGUAUUUACUUUACAGACGAUUAUUGGGAGCUGAUGAAUGAGGGUGACUUGUAUGGAGGCCAUGAUCUUGGCAAGUUCAGCCUGGAAGAUAAGACUGUGAAGCCAUUUUAUGAUUGUGAUUUGGCGAGGAUUGAUCCACCACCGUUUUGGAUAGUUCCAAAUCCAUGGUGAGAAACACAUAUGUGAUGUAGAAGAGCAUGAAGAGCACGGUUUGUGACAAGAUCUCAGACAAACCUGUAGGAGAAACUCCAAACAAGAGCAUGAAGAUGACGCAUGAUCAGU
Molecule: messenger RNA, 1507 nt
Organism: Manihot esculenta (cassava)
Lineage: Eukaryota; Viridiplantae; Streptophyta; Magnoliopsida; Malpighiales; Euphorbiaceae
Product: putative F-box protein At4g17565
Exons: 1
Coding region: 107-1396 (429 amino acids)
Molecular function (GO): protein binding
Source: RefSeq, a predicted model, not a curated record